Messenger RNA from Rosa chinensis, 2535 nucleotides. RefSeq names its product MAR-binding filament-like protein 1-1. Gene Ontology annotation, cellular component: condensin complex; chromatin; condensed chromosome. Gene Ontology annotation, molecular function: chromatin binding. The record is from RefSeq and is a predicted model, not a curated record. Lineage: Eukaryota; Viridiplantae; Streptophyta; Magnoliopsida; Rosales; Rosaceae. Gene Ontology annotation, biological process: mitotic chromosome condensation.
AAAUUGAAAAAAGUAGAGCAAAAGAGGAAAACUUUGAGCGCUAAACUCUAUCCUCAUAUCAACCAAAGAAAUCAAAAAUGGGGUUUGCAAUGGGGAGCACUUGCUUCCUACACUCUCCCUUCCCUCACUCUCGAUUUCCCUUUUCUUCUUCUUCUCAUUCCAAAACCAGAAAUGCAGAGACCAACGCAAGAAGAAACAGAACAAGAGUGCCAAUGUCGUCUCUGCGCCAAGAGGACCUCAACGACGGCGAUCAUGGCAAGAGGAGGGCUAUUCUCUUUGUGGGUAUCUCAGUUCUUCCACUAUUGCAUCUCAGGGCUCAUGCUUUUGAAGCCUUUCCCGCUAAAGAAAUUGAGCCAAAGACUCCAGACAAGAACAUAAAGGCAGAGGGACUGCAAGGAGAUGCAGCACCAAAUCCCAUUUUGUCUAUCCUGAAUGGUAUUGGUAUUUUCAGCUCUGGUGUCAUCGGUGCGUUUUAUGGAUUGGCUCAGAAAGAAAAGAAAGCUACUGAUGCAAUAGUAGAAUCUAUGAAGAACCAGCUGAAAGAAAAGGAAGCUGCUAUUGCUUCAUUGGAGAAGAACUUUGAAUCCAAGCUACUGGAUGAACAGGAAGAAAGGAGCAAGCAACUUGGAAAGGCAAAGGAAGAGCAGAGGUCUCUAACAGACCAACUAAAUUCAGCAAAGAGUACUAUUGUGGACCUAGGGAAGGAGCUAAAUAGUGAGAAGAAGUUGAUUGAGGAGCUUAAAAUUCAAAGUGAAAGCCUUAAAACAAACCUUUCAAAGGCUAUCGAAGAUAAGGUAGAGCUUGAAGAAAGUUUGAAGGCAAAGCUCCACUCGAUCGAAGAUUUGCAGGGAAGGAUUAAUUUACUCAAUUCAGAACUGAAGGACAGAGAAAGUAAUGUUCGAAGCCUUAGCUCUUCUCUCGCAGAAAAGGAUUUGGAGUUGAAGGACUUAAAAACUACCUACAAGCAAACUAGGGAUGAACUAGCUCAUGCAGUUUCAGAUAUUCAACAAUUAAAAGUUGAACUCCUGAAGAAUCAAAAGGAAUUGGAAUUGAAGAGUUCCACUGUGGAUGAAUUGAAUUCAACAGUAAGUUCUUUGUCUUCUGAGAAAGGUGAUUUUAAGAGGAAGCUUGAUGCUAUUCAGGAGGAAUACAAUAAUCUGAAAUCAUCCUCUGGAAAAAAGGCAGCUUUGGAUGCUAAGCUUUUGGGAGAAAAAGAUGAGGCCCUUCAGCUGCUAAAGGAAAAACUUGAGCUUGCAUUGACUGACUCAAGUAGAAGCAAACAGAUAACUGCUGAUUUGACCCGAGAGAAGGAAACCUUGAGGGAAACGUUGGAUAAUGCAUUGAACAGUGAAGAGAGCUUGAAACAUGAACUCCACAUCACUCAGGAAGCUCUUGGAAAAUCUAGAAAUGAAGCUUCGAAUCUGGAACAUCAAUUAAAACAGUCAAAUUUGUGUACAGAACUUGAAGCUGAGAUCUCUCGGGUUCAGGCUGAGUUUACUGGAGUUAGGGAAUCACUGCAGAGGAGCCUAGAUGAGGCUACAUCAAGUGGUGACGUGAUUGCUACUGAGCUUGCUGCAGUGAAAGAACUUCUAAAGAAGACAGAAGAGGAGCUGCAAAGUGUGUCUCAUCAACUAGCAGCUGUUGCAGAAAAUCAUGAUAGCCUGCAGAAUGAAUUGGUUGAUGUAUAUAAAACAGCUGCCAAAGCUUCUAAUGAUUUAAAAGAAGAGAAGGAGCGAGUUUCUUCUCUUAAAAAAGAACUUCAAACUCUGGAGAAGCAAAUCUCAGAGAACAAGAAGUCCCAGAAGUCUCUUGAGACAGACCUGGAAGAGGCUACAAAGUCACUUGAUGAGAUGAACCGAAAUGCAUUAAUACUUUCCAAAGAGUUAGAGAAGGCUAAUUCUCUAAUUUCUAACCUUGAAGAUGAGAAAGAGGUGUUUUACAAGUCCCUAAAAGAGCAAAAGACUGCAUCCAAAGAGGCACGUGAAAAUAUGGAAGAUGCCCAUAAUCUUGUCAUGAAACUUGGCAAGGAAAGGGAGAGUCUGGAGAAGAGAGCAAAGAAAAUGGAAGAGGAGUUGGCAUCUGCCAAGGGUGAAAUAUUGCGGCUGAGGAGUAAAAUAAAAUCGUCUAAAGAUCUUGUAAAUAAUGAGAAACCACAGAAAGUUGAGGCUGAAGGUGCUGUCACUGUUACUGCAAAGAGAGGUAGGAGGAGAAAGGCUGCUGAAUCAGAGUGAACUACUUUUAUAGUGGUAAAUUAUUUUUCCCCGUUACUUUGGUUAUUCUUUUAUCUUACUUUGAAGCCAUUUGUUUUCUGGCUUUCUCCUUCUCCUAACUUGAAAUUCUUUCCCAAUACCAUUAAUUAUAGGAAUGUGAGGCUGUGAGAGGAAAAAUAUGAUUUCUAUGUAACAACUGUUGCAUAUUAAAUCGUGAUUCUCUUGUACUUCUGCAGUGUAUAGUAGGAAUCGUAUCAGUUGUAGACAUUAGUGGAUUCCAGUUGCAAACUUUCAGCUGUCACUUUCUCAUUUCAAAGAGCCUAGC